AUGCCGCCUGGACAACUGCAGGAUCUCAUCCAGGUCCAUAUCCCCCAGGAAGAGCAAGCGCCGCAAGAACAACAGAAUCCAGGGUCAAAUACGGCUGUGCCAUACUCUGAGCUUCCGGAUGCGGAGUCAGAACAGAUUCUGACGCCCGAGAUACUUAGCAGCCUGGAAGCACUUCGAUAUGUUACCGACUUCCCACCACGUGAUGAGUCUAACAUAGACCCGUCGCUCAGGUCAGUUGAGCCUUUGCAGUAUACUCAACCCCUUCAACCGCAAGGUCAGGCUUUACCGCAGCCGUUGCCUUCUCAGUUAGCUCCGAAUCAUCUUGCCACCUCACAAAACACAACCCAAAUUAAGCCUGUUCAGGCUCAACAACAGACCCAUGGUUUCCAGGGCGAUGGGAUUCCGCAGACAAGUCAAGCUUUACGGGGCAGCAUCCCAAUAUCCCGCGCCCAAGUUCAACAACAGAGACAGCGUCCUCAGUAUGGCGAGGCCCACCGACGAAAGGAGGGUUCGGAACUCCAACGGAUUACUUGGGCGGCGCAGGAUUUUGCCUUGGCAUGUCGUCAAACUUGUGAAGAGGUCGACAUAUUGCGAUCUCAGCGUACCGAAGGCCACCAGCAAGCCCUAGAUACACAAAACAGGCGGGUCCUUAGGGCAUAUGAGGUGUACCACGCUACAUUGGCGCGGUUACAUCUGGAGCUCGGCGCAGUGAAAGGCAAACCACCAAAUCCGGCUCUACUACGCCCUCCCGUUCAACCGGUCCAGUCCUUCCAGAAUCCUUCCGUUCAACAGGUCCAGUCCUUCCAGAAUCCUCCCGCUCCAAAGGUCCAACCUGUCCAGACCCCUCCCGCGACAAAGGGCCAGACUCUUCAGAAGCCUCGAGUUCAACCGGCCCAGCCUGCUCCCGCUACAAAGGCCCAGCCUACUCAGAAGCCUCAAGUUCAAAAAGCCCAGCCUGCCCAGGACGCUCCCGCUACCAAGGCCCAACCUACUCAGAAGGCUCAACCUCAAAAGGCCCAGUCUGCCCAGAAUGCCCUCGCUACAAAGGAUCAGCCCAUUCAGAAGCCUCAAGUUCAGCAGGCCCCGCCAUCCCAGCACCCUCAAUCUCAAGAGACCCACGCUCCGCAACAGGACCCAGCUGCCGGGCUUCCGCAGGAGAAACAACAAGACCGCCGUCCCCGGUUUGGCCAAUUUCUAACAAAUGUCUCAGAUGAAGACCGGCAGCUCCUGGCUGACCUCUACGAACAAACUGUCCAACGGAUCCGUGAUUCCAUGGAAAAAGAGACUCAACAGGUAUCUCAGGAACAGUCAGAUGAGCCUGCUUCUAUGCCCUGGCCUGAAGGAACUACUAUGACCACGCAGGAGCACUUUUCGUUUGAAUCCCAGGGUUCCGAGUAA
Dichotomopilus funicola is the source of this 1398-nucleotide messenger RNA. RefSeq lists its product as uncharacterized. Lineage: Eukaryota; Fungi; Ascomycota; Sordariomycetes; Sordariales; Chaetomiaceae. The coding region runs from base 1 to 1398 and encodes 465 amino acids. The record is from RefSeq and is a predicted model, not a curated record. The transcript has a single exon.